AUGGGUUCCCAGCAAGAGAAGAGCCAAAAGAGCGCGGAAGAGAUUCCAAACGUACAAUUCCAAUCUAAGGCAGAUUCAUCCCAAACUGAGACAGGUUCUGAUGUCAGAGAGCUCUCCCAAAAGAUGGAAGAGCUGUCUUCUCAAGAAAAGCCUGAAGAAGACGAUGUUAUCUGCCACGAUAGCCAGGCUACGAAGGUCACGAAAAAGCGGCCAAUCGAUGACAAUGAGAAAAUACACCCGACAAAGACACCUCACAUGGAAAUCAAGGAGGAAACCAAUAAACGUCCAGAGAAGAAAGCCAAACAAGAUGAUUCCUCUUCUUCUGAUGAUGAAGGGUCAGAUCUUGUCCAGCGAACUUUCGAUGUUUGCGCUUGUAUUCUUGACCUUCUUCGCAAGUACGACGUUCCUGAUCGUGAUCGACAUGAAGCAAUAAGUUUUAUUGAGAAGAGAAUCAUUGAGCUCGAAAAUUUUCUCGAAGAUAGAAAAGAUCCACGUCCAAUACAGCGACCUUGCAGAGUGACGGCUAUAGAUGGUCACAACGCAUGCCUAUUGGAUUUAUUAGAGAUGCAAGAUGAGCUUUUCCAGCUCAGAACGAAAUUAACUCGGUCGUUUCAGGACAUCCAAGCUUGCUUAUCCAUCUAUAAAGCCACUCUGACACAGCUGCGGAAAUUCAAUAAAUGA
This is a messenger RNA of Oikopleura dioica, 681 nucleotides long. The record is from the annotation of a GenBank genome assembly. NCBI's taxonomy places the organism in Eukaryota, Metazoa, Chordata, Appendicularia, Copelata, Oikopleuridae.